Molecule: messenger RNA, 1653 nt
Organism: Aspergillus pseudoviridinutans
Lineage: Eukaryota; Fungi; Ascomycota; Eurotiomycetes; Eurotiales; Aspergillaceae
Exons: 5
Coding region: 1-1653 (550 amino acids)
Biological process (GO): transmembrane transport
Molecular function (GO): transmembrane transporter activity
Source: RefSeq, a predicted model, not a curated record
AUGCCUCAUCCCGAGCAAGAACUCAAUAGCUCUGUCGGCACUGCUCAUGACCAUCAACCCACGGAGACGCUUGGCCAUGUUCAACUUCAAGAUGAAAUUACUGGAGCAACACUUCUUGUGCCCCAGCCGUCGUCCGAUCCCAAUGACCCUCUCAAUUGGCCGAAGCCUUUCAAGAUAUAUGUUGCCGUUCUUACUUGCGCAGCAUUGACCUGGGUCAACUUUUUUGCAGCUGGACCUGGGGUAAUGUUAGUUGAGAUAGUCAUAGAUCUCUACGGCGUGUAUCCGCCUAAUUCCCGUAAUCCCGUUACGCUGUCUUCGGCAUCGACCGCAGCAUUCUCCUCUGCAGUGAGCAAGGUGGCUUUACUCUUUUCCACGACAUCUGUGGCGGCAGGUGCGAGCAACAUUUUGUGGGUCCCACUCGCAGUGAAAUACGGUCGUCGGGCGGUUUACACUUUCUCAUUUCUCGUUUUCGGAUUCUGCUGCAUCUGGUCGGCGCGUGCCACCUCUUAUGGCAGCCUGUUAGCGUCGAGGAUUAUAGCAGCAUGGUUCGCCGGCAGCGCUGAGUGUGUGGCUCCCAUGACGAUCGCAGACAUCUUUUUCCUUCAUGAAAGAGGGAAAAUAACGGCGAUGUACUCGGCGGCGCUCGGAACAGGUGCUGCUUUGGGCUUAUUGAUAUCCGGUGUCAUGUCAAUCUCGCAGGACUGGAGAAUGUUUCAUUAUUUGUGCGCUGCCGUCGUCCUUGCCACGAUGGUCUUGAUUCUCUUCACCAUGCCCGAGACCGCAUAUCAAAGGAAUGUCGGUGGAACAGAGCAAGUAGCAAAUGAGAAAAUAUCCCGUUUGUCUGAAGAGGGGUGCGUCGAGGGGGCCAGAACGCCUAAGAAAAAAUCAUUCAUCCAACUGAUGGCCUUCAACCGUAUUCCUCUCACCCAUGAGAGCAUAUGGAAAGUUACCAUUCGUCCUGUGCUUGUCCUCUUUCUACCACCAGUCUUGUGGUCCACGGUGGCUUUCGGAAUAGGAAUAGGCAUCUUUGUCAUCCUAGGUACUACAGCCGCAACGGCCUUCUCGCAGGUUUACGAUUUUACAGUCUGGCAAUUGGGAUUGAUCUGGAUCGCGGGAAUUAUAGGUAAUCUGCUAGGCAUACCCUUCGGUGGCUACUUCUCGGAUUGGGUCGCCAACCGCGCAACUUCGAGGAACGGUGGCGUUCGCGAGCCAGAGAUGCGUCUUCCGGCCGUCAGCAUCGCUAUGAUCACUUAUCCAGGAGCACUUCUUCUCUAUGGUCUGGGGAUCAAUUACCAGGCUCAUUGGAUGAUACCUACAUUGGGAAUAUUCUUGUUCUCGUUCGGAUGUAGUGCUGCGAUUGGUAUCAGUGUGGUCUAUACAAUUGACUGCUACMGGCCAAUUGCUGGGGAGGUCGUGGUGAGCCAAGUUGUUUUCAAAUCGUUCAUCACAUUUCUCAUGUCCUUCUAUGCUAACCCAUGGGUGGAUCGGGAUGGGUACACAGCAGCAUUUAGCACUAUGGCAGGCUUCAGUUUCCUUGUCCUGGCAUUAUGGAUUCCUCUGUACAUCUGGGGUAAGCAGAUCCGCCACGCCACUCUCAAAGGGCGCGUGAUGCAACAUAUUCACUGGGAUGUGGACAGAGAGACGGGCGAGUAG